AUGCAGCUGUGGAGGACACAUGCAGCUGUGGAGGACACAUACAGCUGUGGAGGACACAUACAGCUGUGGAGGACACAUGCAGCUGUGGAGGACACAUGCAGCUGUGGAGGACACAUACAGCUGUGGAGGACACAUACAGCUGUGGAGGACACAUACAGCUGUGGAGGACACAUGCAGCUGUGGAGGACACAUGCAGCUGUGGAGGACACAUGCAGCUGUGGAGGACACAUACAGCUGUGGAGGACACAUACAGCUGUGGAGGACACAUGCAGCUGUGGAGGACACAUGCAGCUGUGGAGGACACAUACAGCUGUGGAGGACACAUACAGCUGUGGAGGACACAUGCAGCUGUGGAGGACACAUGCAGCUGUGGAGGACACAUGCAGCUGUGGAGGACACACGGAGAAGGUCAGGAGGAGGAGGAGAGUGAACCAGAGUCAGCAGAGAGGAGGUCAGGAGGAGGAGGAGAGUGAACCGGAGUCAGCAGAGAGGAGAGUCAGCAGAGAGGAGGUCAGGAGGAGGAGGAGAGUGAACCGGAGUCAGCAGAGAGGAGGUCAGGAGGAGGAGGAGGAGAGUGAACCGGAGUCAGAAGAGAGGAGAAGGUCAGGAGGAGGAGGAGGAGAGAGAACCAGAGUCAGCAGAGAGGAGAAGGUCAGGAGGAGGAGGAGGAGAGAGAACCAGAGUCAGCAGAGAGGAGAAGGUCAGGAGGAGGAGGAGAGUGAACCAGAGUCAGCAGAGAGGAGAAGAGUCAGCAGAGAGGAGAAGGUCAGCAGGAGGAGAGUGAACCCCUGUCCUCACCCCCUCCAUCAACCACACCCCCUGUCCUCACCCCCUCCAUCAACCACACCCCCCUGUCCUCACCCCCUCCAUCAACCACACCCCCGUCCUCACCCCCCUCCAUCAACCACACCCCCUGUCCUCACCCCCUCCAUCAACCACACCCCCCUGUCCUCACCCCCUCCAUCAACCACACCCCCCUGUCCUCACCCCCCUCCAUCAACCACACCCCCUCCUCACCCCCUCCAUCAACCACACCCCCUCCUCACCCCUCCAUCAACCACCCCCUGUCCUCACCCCCUCCAUCAACCACACCCCCCUGUCCUCACCCCCUCCAUCAACCACACCCCCUGUCCUCACCCCCUCCAUCAACCACACCCCCUGUCCUCACCCCCUCCAUCAACCACACCCCCCUGUCCUCACCCCCUCCAUCACCACACCCCCGUCCUCACCCCCUCCAUCAACCACACCCCCCUGUCCUCACCCCCUCCAUCAACCACACCCCCCUGUCCUCACCCCCUCCAUCAACCACACCCCCCUGUCCUCACCCCCCCUAACCACAACCACCCCCCCCGUCCUCACCCCCUCCAUCAACCACACCCCCCUGUCCUCACCCCCUCCAUCAACCACACCCCCCUGUCCUCACCCCCUCCAUCAACCACACCCCCCUGUCCUCACCCCCUCCAUCAACCACACCCCCGUCCUCACCCCCUCCAUCAACCACACCCCCUGUCCUCACCCCCUCCAUCAACCACACCCCCCUGUCCUCACCCCCUCCAUCAACCACACCCCCUGUCCUCACCCCCUCCAUCAACCACACCCCCCUGUCCUCACCCCCCUCCAUCAACCACACCCCCCUGUCCUCACCCCCUCCAUCAACCACACCCCCCUGUCCUCACCCCCUCCAUCAACCACACCCCCCUGUCCUCACCCCCUCCAUCAACCACACCCCCCUGUCCUCACCCCCUCCAUCAACCACACCCCCUGUCCUCACCCCCUCCAUCAACCACACCCCCCUGUCCUCACCCCCUCCAUCAACCACACCCCCCUGUCCUCACCCCCUCCAUCAACCACACCCCCCUGUCCUCACCCCCUCCAUCAACCACACCCCCCUGUCCUCACCCCCUCCAUCAACCACACCCCCUGUCCUCACCCCCUCCAUCAACCACACCCCCCUGUCCUCACCCCCUCCAUCAACCACACCCCCCUGUCCUCACCCCCUCCAUCAACCACACCCCCUGUCCUCACCCCCUCCAUCAACCACACCCCCUGUCCUCACCCCCUCCAUCAACCACACCCCCCUGUCCUCACCCCCUCCAUCAACCACACCCCCGUCCUCACCCCCUCCAUCAACCACACCCCCUGUCCUCACCCCCUCCAUCAACCACACCCCCCCUGUCCUCACCCCCUCCAUCAACCACACCCCCGUCCUCACCCCCUCCAUCAACCACACCCCCUGUCCUCACCCCCCUCCAUCAACCACACCCCCCUGUCCUCACCCCCUCCAUCAACCACACCCCCCUGUCCUCACCCCCUCCAUCAACCACACCCCCCUGUCCUCACCCCCCUCCAUCAACCACACCCCCCUGUCCUCACCCCCUCCAUCAACCACACCCCCCUGUCCUCACCCCCUCCAUCAACCACACCCCCCUGUCCUCACCCCCUCCAUCAACCACACCCCCCUGUCCUCACCCCCUCCAUCAACCACACCCCCCUGUCCUCACCCCCUCCAUCAACCACACCCCCCUGUCCUCACCCCCUCCAUCAACCACACCCCCCUGUCCUCACCCCCUCCAUCAACCACACCCCCCUGUCCUCACCCCCUCCAUCAACCACACCCCCCUGUCCUCACCCCCUCCAUCAACCACACCCCCUGUCCUCACCCCUCCAUCAACCCACCCCCCUCCUCACCCCCUCCAUCAACCACACCCCCCUGUCCUCACCCCCUCCAUCAACCACACCCCUCCCACCCCCAUCACCACACCCCCUGUCCUCACCCCCUCCAUCAACCACACCCCCCUGUCCUCACCCCCUCCAUCAAACCACACCCCCCUCCUCACCCCCUCCAUCAACCACACCCCCCUGUCCUCACCCCCUCCAUCAACCACACCCCCCUGUCCUCACCCCCUCCAUCAACCACACCCCCCUGUCCUCACCCCCUCCAUCAACCACACCCCCUGUCCUCACCCCCUCCAUCAACCACACCCCCCUGUCCUCACCCCCUCCAUCAACCACACCCCCUCACCCCCUCCAUAA
Messenger RNA from Knipowitschia caucasica, 3033 nucleotides. The record is from the annotation of a GenBank genome assembly. Lineage: Eukaryota; Metazoa; Chordata; Actinopteri; Gobiiformes; Gobiidae.